UGGACAAGACAGGGUAAUAUUCUCAUUCCGAUCAUGUCUGAAGCAGAUCCCGCACCAAAAGAACUGUUACCAGAGGUUUCCUGUGGAUGCAAAUCGAAGCGAGUCACUGCCGAGAAGCCGGUCUAAAGAGCAACUCGGCUUGCAAAGUAUCCCGCGGAAAAUCGUGCAACAACUCAAAGAGACGGACUGCUACAGAACCCCAUGGUAGCGAAACUCCGACGACUACAGAUGCAUGUGAGGAGGACGGUGGACAAACUACCGUAGAACCCGAUAAUGAUUACUUAACGACCGAUGACGAGGAAAUUAUCGAAGAUGACGUCGACUACGACUUUAAUGACUUUGAUCUUCAAUGAUUUAUCCUACUUGUAAUAGAUUGGGGUGGAUAUAACAUUGAGCCGUAUAUACUUUCAAUUCCACUUACAUGCUAUUGUAGGUUUCAUUGGCUCAAGUGAGGGUUUUUGUACAACUAUAUGUAUGAAAUGUAAAGUAACAAAUGUAAUACAAACAUAUUUGAAUACAAAAAUAAUUUGUUAUACUCUAUCAAAAC
Molecule: messenger RNA, 547 nt
Organism: Acanthoscelides obtectus
Lineage: Eukaryota; Metazoa; Arthropoda; Insecta; Coleoptera; Chrysomelidae
Source: the annotation of a GenBank genome assembly